AUGUCACUUUCACCAAUAGAAAAAGCAGCCUCAGGUGCAUUAGCAUCAGCAAUUGCAAACACUUUAGUAUAUCCAUUAGAUUUAAGUAAAGUAUUAAUUCAAACUCAAGUUAAAAAACAUCAUAAUCAUAAAAAUUCAACAGGUUUACCAACACCACCACAAUCAGAAUCAGAUUCAAGUACAAGUACAAAUUGGGAAGAAUCAAUACAACCAAAAGAUGAAUUAAAAUAUAAAAAUACAUUAGAUGUAUUAAAGAAAAUUUAUGCUAAAAAGGGAAUAUUGGGAUGGUAUCAUGGAUUAUUUUCAACUGUUGUUGGUACUGCUGCACAAAACUUUUCAUAUUUUUAUUGGUAUUCAAUAGUUAAAAAAGUUUAUGCAAAUUUAUAUAAACAUAUACCUAAUCAUAAAGCAAAUACAUUAACUGAAUUGUUUUUAGGUGCAGUAGCAGCAGCAAUAUCUCAAUGCUUUACAAUGCCAAUUGGGGUUAUAACUACUCAACAACAAACUGAUAAACAACAUAAAAAUUUAUUUCAAUUAAUUAAAGAAAUCUUGGAUCAAGAUGGUAUUAGUGGAUUAUGGAGAGGUUUAAGAGUUUCUUUAGUUUUAUGUAUUAAUCCAUCAAUAACUUAUGGAUCAUAUGAAAGAUUAAAACAAAUAAUAUAUGGAAAUAAAGAAUUUUUAGGACCUUUAGAAAGUUUUUCUUUGGGUGUUUUAGCAAAAUCUUUAGCAACUAUUGCAACUCAACCAUUAAUUGUUUCUAAAGCAAUGAUUCAAAAGAAAGCCAAAUCCAAAACUGAAAAAGGUCAUAAAGUAUCUGAAAAAUAUCAUGAAGAUGAAGAUGAUGAAGAUGAUAUUAAAUUUGAUCAUUUUACUGAUGCUUUAGCUCAUUUAUGGAAUACUGAAAAAUUCAAAGGUUUAUAUAAAGGAAUAGCUCCUCAAUUAUUAAAAGGUGUUUUCGUUCAAGGUUUAUUAUUUAUGUUUAAAGAUCAAAUAGAUUUAUUAUUUUUAUUCUUAUUAUCAUUAAUUAAAAAGAAUAAAUCAAUUGUUGUAAGAAAAUAG
Lodderomyces jiufengensis is the source of this 1059-nucleotide messenger RNA. RefSeq names its product Ant1p (gene ANT1). The record is from RefSeq and is a predicted model, not a curated record. The coding region runs from base 1 to 1059 and encodes 352 amino acids. NCBI's taxonomy places the organism in Eukaryota, Fungi, Ascomycota, Pichiomycetes, Serinales, Debaryomycetaceae. The transcript has a single exon.